AUGCAGUCCUGUAAGCCGAAGGUCACCGACCUAAAUCCACAUCUACUAUGCGUUCUGUGCGGUGGAUACUUCGUGGACGCCACGACGGUGAUCGAAUGUCUACACUCCUUUUGUCGAAGUUGUAUUGUCAAGUAUCUUGAACGCAACAAAUAUUGUCCAAUAUGCGAUGUAUUGGUCCACAAAUCAAAACCUUUAUCCAAUAUCCGGCCAGACUACACCCUGCAAAAUAUUGUUUACAAACUUGUUCCACAUUUAUUUCAAAAGGAAAUGGUAAUGAGAAGAGACUUUUACAAUCGAAACAAAGUGUAUUUACCUAGGGACCCAAUGAGCCGUGGUGUUGUACCUGAUGACUAUCAUAUAUUUGCUGCCAGUGAUGCAAUCAGUAUAUGUCUUUAUUAUGAAUGCGAAAAAAUUGACAAAAAAAAUAUACAAGAAAAACACAAACGAUAUCUAUGGUGUCCAGCAUCAUUGACAGUUAUAAAUUUGAAAAAAUUAGUUUACAUUAAAUAUGAAUUAAUACCAACUGAUCAUCAUGUAGAGUUUUUCUACCAAAAUUAUUUACUAGAUGAUCACUUAACCUUAAUGGACGUUGUUUACAUGUUUGAUUGGAAAAGGAAAGAUCCACUUACAAUCACUUAUCGAAUUCUUAAAAUUGUUAUUGAACCUCUUUUAAAUGAUGACACGGCAAAAGAAGAGAGUAUAAUUGAGUCUAAAAAAGAUGAUGAAAAGUCUGAAGAAAAACCAAAUGAUUUGCUUCAAAAUGUAAUCAACACAGAAAUACGCAUUGAAGAACUACCAAAAAUUGAUGAAAACCUACUGGUCGUUGAAAAAAUUCCAGAUUCCAAAGAAGUACAAUUGGAAAUAAGUGAAAAUGGUAUCAUGAAAGUUACAAAUAUUCAUCAGAGUAGAGAAACUAUACAAGCUAAUGUCACUAUAGAACCAACUGAUAAAGUUAAAAAUGAAAAUCCAUCUAAACCUGGUGUUAUAAAUGAAGAUAAAGACGAUGAUAAGAAAAAAACUUUAAAAGUAUAUCCUGGGUCAAAGAUAAAAAAAACCAAACCAAAAUUAGACACUAUUGUUGAAAAAAUUAAAAAACAAGGAACUAAAUAUAAAACAUUAACAUCUCCGACAAAACACUGGAAUCCAAGUAUAUCAAAAACUUCAGUUUUAGCCAAAAAGAAAGAAAUAAACGGAGUUGAUAAAAAGUGUCAAAAAUUUUUCAAAUCAAGAGAUGAUAAAAAAGAUGAAGAUAAAGCUGAAGACAGUUUGAAGAGAUUAGCUGAAGUGCCUUUAAUGAAAAUUAAUCCUCAAACAUUAUGUCCAAUUUUGCCUUCUUCUCCAGCUAAGAAACCCAAAAAACCUGUUCCUAAAAAAAAUACAUUAGCUCAUUCUUUGGCUCUACUACCUGUUCGACCAACCAAUCAUAAUCCAUUUACAAAUCCAUUGAAUCCGUUCAUGUAUGGAACAUUUCCAAAUAAUUCAAAUGGAGAUCCAGGAGAUACAAAUGAUUUUCUUAAAGCCAUGUCUGAGCUAUGUCCGCCAUCAUCAGCUUAUCACAAUUCUUUACCACCGUCUGUCAGUGUACUUUUCAACCCCCUAUACACUCAUCACAGACAAUGUCAGGCUAAGAAGACUUCUGUAGCUGUAGCUCAAUCACCCGACAUACUAAAAUUACCUGCCAAUAAAAAUGGAGAAAAAUCUGAUCAGAUAGAAGAUAAAACCAAUGACAAAGGUAACGAUAAAGACGAGUGUACUAAUAAUAAUAAUGGUGAAGAGAAAAUGGAAGUGGAGAAAGAAAAAGAAAAAGAAAAGGGAAAAACUUAA
Macrosiphum euphorbiae (potato aphid) is the source of this 1824-nucleotide messenger RNA. NCBI's taxonomy places the organism in Eukaryota, Metazoa, Arthropoda, Insecta, Hemiptera, Aphididae. The record is from the annotation of a GenBank genome assembly.